AUGCAACUCCUACAUGCGGUCCUAUGGAGCAGCUUAUUUUGGCUAUCAGUCGCUGCGGGAUCUUUGCAGUCCGUCUUUAAGCGCGCUCCCGUGCCGUACAGGGUCCAGACGCCGCCCCUGGACACGGACUGGACAUACAAGGUCGGCAGAGACCCUUGGCCCGAGCAUCCUCGCCCCCAGCUCCGUAGAGAUGUCUGGCAGAACCUGAACGGAAUCUGGACGUAUCAAGAGGCCAGGAGCGCCGCCGAUAUCGACAAGCUCCCCGGCGGUCUCCUUGAGCGCGAGGUCCUGGUCCCGUCAUGUAUCGAAAGCGGCCUGUCGGGGAUCCAGCUCCUCAACGUAACACGCAUGUGGUUUGCGAGAAGCUUUCGAGUUUCAAAGGAAUGGGAAGGGAAGUCGGUCACCCUCCACUUUGAAGCCGUGGAUUAUGACGCCACCGUUUUUGUCAACGGAGUCAAAGUUGGCAAUCAUGUUGGCGGAUAUUUUCGAUUCAGCCUCGACGUGACGGCUCAAGUCAAGUUUGACGAGGACAACGAACUACUGGUUUUCGUGUACGAUCCUUCCGACUCCGAGGUCAUUCCCGUCGGCAAACAAACCAAGAAUCCAAGACACAUUUGGUACAGGCCGUGCUCGGGAAUCUGGCAGACGGUGUGGCUAGAGAGCGUUCCAAGAGACCACAUCCAGCAACUCGACGUGGCGGCCGGCAUGGACGGAAUCGUCACCUUGACCGCUCAUAGUUCUCGGAGAGGAGGAAACCCCAUCGAAGUUUCCAUCUACAACCGAAAAGGGCACGUGGUUGCUCGCCGAAGAGGAAAUGCCGACACGGAACUCCAGUUUGAGGUGGACAACCCCGAACUUUGGGAGCCAUCUUCGCCCACUCUGUACAACAUGACCAUCAAGAUGGGCGAAGACGAAGUCCAAAGCUAUACCGGAUUCCGAACGAUUUCCAAGGGCCUCGUCAACGGCAUUCAGCGGCCACUUCUGAACGGGGACUUUGUCUUUCUGUUCGGCACUCUCGAUCAAGGAUACUGGCCCGAUGGGCUCUACACGCCGCCCAGUCGUGAGGCUAUGAUUUAUGACCUGAAGAUGCUCAAGUCCCUGGGCUUCAACAUGGUUCGAAAGCAUAUAAAAGUUGAGCCCGAUCUCUUCUAUCAAGCAUGUGAUGAAAUAGGCUUGAUGGUUGUUCAAGAUAUGCCAAGCUUGCCGGAUGACUUCAACCGGCUACCCAAUGACGCACAGCAAAAGGAGUUUCAGCGCCAGCUUGAAGUCCUCAUCAGCGAGCACAAGAGCUAUCCGUCCAUUGUGACCUGGGUCAUUUACAACGAAGGCUGGGGCCAGCGGAGAAACGCACCGUAUCCCGAAGGGCAACUCACUGAUGUCGUGCGCAGCAUUGACCCUACGAGGUUGAUUGACUCCGUGACAGGCUGGUUCGAUCACGGGUUUGGGGACUUUUCCGAUAACCACCAUUACGCGAAUCCCCAGUGCGGCACGCCAUUUUAUUCCAUUGCAUCUUCCCCGUAUGAUCCAACGCGAAUUGGCUUCCAGGGCGAGUUUGGGGGAAUUGGCCACAAUGUUUCAGCCGAUCACCUUUGGAAAGUCCAGCAGGCGAUAGACACAAUCAACCAGACAUACGAGGUCAGCAAAGACCUAAACGCCUAUAACUAUAGAGCUAGCGUCAUCUUUAUGGAGCUGCGCGAGCAAGUUGAGCGGUAUGCAUGCAGCGGAGGCGUCUGGACCCAAACAACGGACGUUGAGGGUGAGGUUAACGGGCUGUACACAUACGAUCGCCGCUUGCUGCGUCCAGAUGUGCAGCAGUGGAAGGACGACAUCGCGCUCCUUUACCGGGCUGCGCUCGCACGAGGGGUACGCUAA
This is a messenger RNA of Hirsutella rhossiliensis, 1872 nucleotides long. Its product is annotated as glycosyl hydrolases family 2, sugar binding domain-containing protein. The record is from RefSeq and is a predicted model, not a curated record. Gene Ontology annotation, molecular function: hydrolase activity, hydrolyzing O-glycosyl compounds. The transcript is spliced from 7 exons. Gene Ontology annotation, biological process: carbohydrate metabolic process. The coding region runs from base 1 to 1872 and encodes 623 amino acids. Lineage: Eukaryota; Fungi; Ascomycota; Sordariomycetes; Hypocreales; Ophiocordycipitaceae.